GACAGACAGGCCGGCGCUGGAGCAGACGAACAGUCACACUGCCUCCGUUCACAAGCUGCUUCUGCUGGAUCGCUGCUGCACGACAGUGGACAGAUGGCAAAAUGUCUCUCUCUGCAGGAUCUGACACUGCAUCACUCCAAGUUCUUCCUGUUAGACGACAAGAUGUGUUCAACUGAUGGGAGUCCUCUCACCCUCAGAGACUCGACCAGAGCCUCCAGACGAAGAGCUUUCUUCUGACAGCUCCUCCUGUUCUCCUCCAGCUCCUCCCUCAGUCUGCUUGGCUGAAGCCAUGAGGACGACUGAGUUUGACUCCUCAUCUGAAGAGGACGAGGUUGGAGAGGAGCAGCUGACGCCCUUUCACAUCUCAUGGUUACCUCUGUCUAUAGUGGAGUGCUCGCAGUUUCUUGGCAUAUGUGCACUACCAGGCUGCAGAUACAAAGAGAUCCGCAGGAAUCUGGAAAGAGAUGUUGAGGAGCUCCAGAACCAGGGCGUGCAGGACGUGUUUGUUUUCUGCACCAGAGGCGAGCUUCACAAGUACAGAGUUCCCUCCCUGCUGGAGGUCUACUGGCAGCGAGGCUUCACAGUUCACCACAUGCCCUUCCCAGAUGGAGAUGCUCCUGAGCUGGAGCAGUGCUGCCAGAUUCUCGAGGAGCUGCAGGUCAGCCUCGAGGACAACAAGAGGACUGUGAUCCACUGCUAUGGAGGCCUGGGACGCUCUGGAUUAAUUGCUGCCUGUCUGCUGCUUCAGCUCUCUCUGACAAUGACAGCAAACAAAGCCAUUGAAAUCCUCAGGGAGCACCGAGGAGGAGGAGCGAUACAAACUGUGAAGCAAUACAACUUCCUCCAUGAGUUUCGGGAAAGGUACGCGGCCUACCAAGAAAGCAGAGAGGUUUGCAGAGAGCGCUCAGUGUCUCGAUGAUCAGUUCUCCUCCCAUCAGUGAACCGGGAAAAUAUCGAUCUCUUCAGACUCUCAUUUCUCAGCGAUUGUUUUCUGAUUGUGUGUGAAUUAAAUGUAUUCUCUGAUGAUUGCACUUUAACAGAAUACUCUAAUAUAUUGCUUUUUUUAUCCUCAUUACAAUCAAAUUAAAGGCUUGGUGAAGAAAGGACUUUGAAUAGUAUACUUACCAUUAAGCUAGAUGGGGGGGGGGCUUACCAUAUUUGAACUUUAUAGGAGCUCUAUACGACAUUCAUAGCCUUUCUAUGAGUCAGAGGUUGUCUGCAUCCAGCUCAACAUGAAGCUGGCUAAGCUAGCAGCUAUCAGCUAACGGUGCUAACACAUGAACAGUGUUAACAAUGGCAACACUGCAGAAACAGGUCCUCAGAAAGUGGGCCGGGUUUUGAAGCCAAUUAUCGUAUUGGUCCAACGGUGGGAUUACAGCAUCCAGGUCCGUCACAUGAUUUCACCAUGCGCCCCAAAAGACUUUCUUCCCGAGAGAUUAACAUUAUGAAAGAGGCAUCUGCAUUUCGGAUACUUUUCUGUCUUUUUUUUUGCAUCAAAACAACUCACUUUUUGGGAUUUGAGCCAUUCGGUCUGACAAUAUUUAGAAAAUCUUUUUAUUCCCAUUCAAGUUAGCAGAGGGCUAAACCGGAAGUUAGCCACGCGGCCGGCAAAGUUUCUUGUGCGAUUGCGCUAUGGGUCCAAUGAUGCGUAACAUCUGGCUAAUUGUAUACACUGGAAGUUGAACUUUUUUGGCUUCACGCACCACUGAGCAACUUGGACAGGAAUGAACGGGACCCCGCCUCCAACGCUGUAUCCAGUUUACUUUGUACAUGGGCGUGCUGACAGAGCUAAUGGUGUUAACUCAGUGGUAACUGCCAUAUAAGCGUCAUGUAGAGCGCUGGAGAUUAGCAAGCCAGUUGGAUACACUCACAGGGACUACCACGCACUACAUGCAGACUGUUUGCCACAACAAAGAACCGAGAAGCUCAGAUUACAACACAAAGAGGAAGCGUGACUAUAUUCUCUGCUCAUGACACCAUUACACCACCAUCUUUACACAGCUAAUAGCUGUUAGCUGCUAUAUAAGGCUCUGAAUGUCAUAUACAGCACCUUAACUUUUUAUAAACAUGUAUUCAAUGAGCUGCAUUUUCUGUCAACCCUCUCUAAAUCUGCAGCACUGCAAA
Molecule: messenger RNA, 2124 nt
Organism: Epinephelus fuscoguttatus (brown-marbled grouper)
Lineage: Eukaryota; Metazoa; Chordata; Actinopteri; Perciformes; Serranidae
Gene: cdkn3
Product: cyclin-dependent kinase inhibitor 3
Exons: 10
Coding region: 176-919 (247 amino acids)
Biological process (GO): protein dephosphorylation
Cellular component (GO): nucleus
Molecular function (GO): protein tyrosine phosphatase activity
Source: RefSeq, a predicted model, not a curated record